AUGAAUAACCAAGAUAAAGUGCAAAAGCCAAAUAAGCCAGCCGCCAACUCACUAAAACAGGUCGAGAAGAAGAAACGUGAGGUAUUCAAGGCAGUUUUGGCUAGUCCGUAUUCUCGCCGUAGCCUGUGGCCGGCUGUGGGUGCCAAAUUACAGAACGAUCUGGUCGAUCUACUGUGUUCGAUGCUCGAGCAGAUAGGCACUUUCAACAAGCUUUCGCAGGCGGAGAAAAAAUCCUCUGGACUGGAGAAGCCCUCUAUUAGCGAGUAUGUCAUUUAUGGGUUCAAUAGUUGCAUGAAAGCUCUUGAAGAGCAGUCAAAAAAGAUCCAGUCUAUGAAACUAGUCUUAAACAGCGACCACACUCUUAGAUAUCUCUUUGUGUGCAAGCUGGAUAUGACGACACCGCUACUUUUCCAGCACUUCCCUAUUUUGAGCGCAUAUGCGAAUGUGAAGUUGAUUCAACUACCAAAAAAUACACACCAGAAAUUACAGAAAGUCCUAGGUCUGAAAAAACCAACAGAGGUGUUGGUUUUGGCCAAAGGAGCUGCAAAAAUGUACCCAUUGCUUGCUGAGCUUGCUGAGGGCGUGGAGGACGUGGACAUCGAGUUUCUUCGAAGCGGGCCCUUUGAGGCAAAAAUAAAACACAUAUUGACGCAACAAACAGUUAAAAAAUAG
Messenger RNA from Ogataea parapolymorpha DL-1, 672 nucleotides. RefSeq lists its product as uncharacterized. Gene Ontology annotation, molecular function: ribonuclease MRP activity. Bases 1 to 672 code for a protein of 223 amino acids. The record is from RefSeq and is a predicted model, not a curated record. Gene Ontology annotation, biological process: rRNA processing; intronic box C/D snoRNA processing; tRNA processing. The transcript has a single exon. Gene Ontology annotation, cellular component: cytosol; ribonuclease MRP complex; nucleolar ribonuclease P complex. NCBI's taxonomy places the organism in Eukaryota, Fungi, Ascomycota, Pichiomycetes, Pichiales, Pichiaceae.